Aspergillus niger is the source of this 3789-nucleotide messenger RNA. RefSeq lists its product as uncharacterized. The record is from RefSeq and is a predicted model, not a curated record. Gene Ontology annotation, cellular component: Ski complex. Gene Ontology annotation, molecular function: RNA helicase activity; RNA binding; ATP binding. The coding region runs from base 1 to 3789 and encodes 1262 amino acids. NCBI's taxonomy places the organism in Eukaryota, Fungi, Ascomycota, Eurotiomycetes, Eurotiales, Aspergillaceae. Gene Ontology annotation, biological process: nuclear-transcribed mRNA catabolic process, 3'-5' exonucleolytic nonsense-mediated decay. The transcript is spliced from 7 exons.
AUGGCAGAGACGCUGACAUCGGCGCUGGCCGAGUUAAGCCUAAACUCGCAGAACCUUAGCGGACCGGCUUUUGACGCAAGACUGGUCGAAGAAGAGGAUGGUGUCUACAAGGACUUCAAACCUCGGCAAAAGGCCCGGCAGGAUGCUGCUGACCUUAAGCAGGAGCUGGAGCAGGAGUUUUUGACCCCUUCAUCCACGUUUAGUCCUGAAUGGCUGAACCGUUUGCAAAGGAAAUGGGAUGUCCCGACGGAUUACACUGACCUAUUCGAGGUCGCUGGUACACAAACACGUACUAUCGUCCGGUUUGAUCGGGACGGCCUGGAAGGACGUGUUACUGGCUACCACGAAGUAACCGUUCCCGCCACUAGUGCAAAUGCCAAAAAUUCAACGUCCCUGCUUCGCCGGCCAGCUGGCCGUGCGGACUUUGUUAGAGGCGCCGCUGGCUUCUUUCCAUUCGCUCCGGGUGGGCUGGACGGUGUCGAAGCAAUUGCUGAGAUGGAAUCCGAAGCCCAGACGCCAGAGCACUCUAGAGCCAGCGGCAAGCAACCGGGCCUCGAUCGGAUCAUUAACCUUGGUGCUGAAGGUGGUCUAUUAGAGAUUGCCCCUGGCUUCUCUCGGGGAUUGAAGUUCGAGGAAGCAAAGACUAAAGAGGCCGCAGAAGGGGACGAAGAAGUGGAGCACGCGCUUCAGCAGGAAGAGACCGAUCUGCAUGUUGAGCAAGAGGAGACAGCGUCAGAUGCCGGAGGUGUCAAGAUCGAUGAUGAGGCGGAGCUCAGCGAUGAGGAAGAUAUUGACUCUUUGCUGCCUGUCGAAUUCCCAGCGCUGGAGCCCCACGCGCCGCUGCUCGCAGGCAUGCAGCAACGGAAAGCCGGUAAAGAGUGGGCUCAUGUCGUCGAUGUCAACAAAGAAAUUCCGAACUUCCGCGACCUGGUUCCCGACAUGGCUCGGGAGUGGCCGUUUGAACUGGAUACUUUCCAAAAGGAGGCUGUUUAUCAUCUUGAAUGUGGCGACUCCGUAUUCGUUGCUGCUCAUACGUCAGCUGGUAAAACUGUCGUCGCCGAAUAUGCCAUUUCUCUAGCCGCGAAGCAUAUGACGAAGGCCAUUUAUACGUCACCCAUCAAGGCAUUGAGUAACCAGAAGUUUAGAGAUUUUAGAACCGAGUUCGAUGAUGUUGGCAUCUUGACCGGUGAUGUCCAGAUUAACCCAGAAGCAAGCUGCCUUAUCAUGACGACUGAAAUCUUACGAAGCAUGCUAUACAGAGGCGCCGAUUUAAUUAGAGACGUCGAGUUUGUGAUUUUCGAUGAAGUGCAUUAUGUUAACGACCUUGAAAGAGGUGUUGUUUGGGAAGAAGUCAUCAUUAUGCUUCCCGAACAUGUUACGCUGAUCCUCCUGUCUGCCACCGUUCCUAACACUUAUGAAUUUGCAUCCUGGGUUGGUCGCACAAAGAAGAAGGACAUCUACGUUAUCUCAACCGCGAAGAGACCUGUACCCCUCGAGCAUUAUCUCUGGGCCGGCAAAGGGAAGUACAAGAUCGUCGAUUCCAACAAGCGGUUCCUUGAGAACGGCUGGAAAGAGGCAGAUGAGAUCAUCUCCGGAAGAGACAAACUCAAGGCCCAGAAAGCGGCUGAGGCUCAAGCUCAAUCUCAAGCGAGCAGAGGAGGUGCUCCCCAGGGACGAGGACGUGGACAAGCCGGUGGGAGAGGAAGAGGUGGUGGACGGACCACAGCCGCGCAGGACAAGACCGUUUGGGUGCAGCUCGUUGGGCACCUUCGCAAAGAGAAUCUGCUGCCUGGUUGUAUCUUUGUCUUCUCCAAAAAGCGCUGUGAACAGAAUGCCGACUCGCUGUCCAACCAAGACUUUUCCACUGCUUCCGAGAAGAGCUUGAUUCAUAUGUUCAUCGAAAAGUCCCUCACAAGACUUAAGCCAGAGGAUCGGACCCUUCCACAAAUUCUUCGUCUUCGCGAAUUGUUGAGCCGAGGAAUCGCUGUUCACCAUGGUGGUCUUCUGCCGAUCAUGAAAGAGAUUGUCGAGAUUCUGUUCGCUAAAUCGUUGGUUAAAGUCCUUUUCGCUACCGAGACAUUUGCGAUGGGGCUCAACCUGCCAACCCGAACGGUUGUGUUCUCCGGAUUCCGCAAGCAUGAUGGCAAAGGCUUCCGAGAUUUGCUACCUGGAGAGUACACUCAAAUGGCUGGACGUGCUGGACGUAGAGGACUUGACAAUGUGGGAUACGUCAUUAUCGUCAAUGCAGGUCGAGAUGAAGCUCCUCCAGCCGGCGCUUUGAGAAAGAUGAUCCUUGGUGAUCCGACCAAACUGCGGUCUCAGUUCAGGCUUACAUACAACAUGAUCUUGAACCUCUUGCGUGUGGAGGCCCUUAAGAUUGAAGAAAUGAUCAAGCGAAGUUUCAGUGAGAAUGCUACCCAGGCUUUGCUCCCGGAGCACGAAAAGCAGGUGCAGCUUUCGGAGGCCAGCUUGGCGAAAAUCAAACGAGAGCCUUGUGACAUAUGUGACAUUGACCUUGCGGCAUGCCAUGCCGCAGCUAUUGAAUAUGAGAAACUCACAAGUGAGCUCCACGUGGGACUACUUUCAUCACCCGUUGGCAAACGCCUCUUUGUGCCGAAGCGAUUAAUUGUGUACAGAAAGGAGGGUUUCCGAACCGCAGGUGUCAUUGUUCGCGAAGGUGUUAGCGGAGGUCAGACACCUAGCAUUCAAGUCCUCGAGAUCGGAAGACUCGGACACAAGCGCCAUCCUAGCGAUAUUCUUCCCUUCCUCCCAAUGUUCAAGCAUUUGUUGCAGACUUUGCCUACCCGUGCUGCCGAUAUGGCACUGAAAUCGUACAAGGUGCCCCUGUUGGACCUUGAGUGCGUCACAAAUACGCUAGUUAAGCUUGGUGGUCCCACAUGGUACCUCAACAUCAAGAAGGAGGCGAGCAAAUUUGCAGAUAAGGAGCUCACCAAGCACUGCGCUUCGUGGACGAGUCCAGUCUGGGAUGAAAUAGACUGGGCUCGAAUCAAGGAAUUACAGGUCAGGGAUAUUUUAGAGAAGCGGCAACAGCAGGCCUCCAUUGCGCAAGGGUGCAAGUGUUUGCAGUGUCCCAGCUUCCUGAAACAUUUCGAAAUGCAACACGACGAAUGGCAGGUUAAAGAGAAUAUUUCUCAAUUAAAACAGCUCAUGUCUGAUCAGAACCUUGCUCUGCUGCCUGAUUAUGAGCAGCGUAUCCAGGUGCUGAAGGAGCUGGGCUUCGUGGACGAGCAGUCUCGCGUGCAGCUGAAAGGAAAGGUAGCAUGUGAGAUUCACUCCGCCGAUGAGCUUGUUCUGACCGAGUUGAUCCUCGAGAACGUUCUGGCUGAAUAUGAGCCCGAGGAGAUCGUUGCACUGCUAUCCGCCUUUGUCUUCCAAGAGAAGACAGAAAACGUUCCCACAUUGACUCCUCGUCUUGAGAAAGGCAAGGAAGCCAUUGUGAGGAUCUCCGACCGCGUGAAUGAUUUCCAGAUUCAGCACCAGGUAAUCCAAACCAGCGAAGAUAGUAACGAUUUCGCUAGUCAGCCACGGUUUGGUCUGGCCGAGGUUGUCUACGAAUGGGCGAAGGGAAUGUCGUUCAACCGCAUCACCGACCUGACUGAUGUGAUGGAAGGCACUAUUGUACGGACCAUUACUCGUUUAGAUGAGACAUGCCGGGAGGUGAAGAAUGCGGCCAAGUUGGUGGGUGAUCCGACGUUGUAUACGAAGAUGCAACAGGCACAGGAGCAGAUCAAGAGAGAUGUGAUCUUUGCAGCCUCUUUGUACAUGUGA